Alosa alosa (allis shad) is the source of this 2754-nucleotide messenger RNA. RefSeq names its product GNAS complex locus (gene gnas). Gene Ontology annotation, cellular component: heterotrimeric G-protein complex. Gene Ontology annotation, molecular function: mu-type opioid receptor binding; corticotropin-releasing hormone receptor 1 binding; insulin-like growth factor receptor binding. The transcript has 13 exons. Gene Ontology annotation, biological process: adenylate cyclase-activating dopamine receptor signaling pathway; sensory perception of chemical stimulus. The record is from RefSeq and is a predicted model, not a curated record. Lineage: Eukaryota; Metazoa; Chordata; Actinopteri; Clupeiformes; Clupeidae. Bases 1281 to 2453 code for a protein of 390 amino acids.
GCCGGUGACGCGCAGGCCUGUCAUGUGACCAGACGAGCUCCUUCCCAGGGUUCAGCGGAGCUCGUUACCCCACCCAUCUCGAGCUAUCUGUUUAAUGUCCAAUUCACUGAGAAAAGCGGAGAAAAUACGCGAAAUACACCGCAGAAAAGCACCUAUCCGCCUCUCUUCAGACACGAGCUCGACCCGCACGUGAGGAAUCUGCUGUCAUCGGCGGAUGAGCCGCUCUGAUCGGGCAGUUCUUCAUGAAUCUUCAUGCACAUGUAGAUCCUCCGCCGAGUUCGACAGGAAUACAAAGCUAGGCUGACAGCGACCUACCUGCCAUCUAAAUAUCGAAGGAUUUUUACUCGUCGACCUUAACCGAGGGAGACAAACAAACUAAGGAAACGAGCAUAAGGAUCGUAAUUGGCGUCCAACGGGCGGCCAGGUGUGCGGAAGACGGCAGAUGACAGUCGGGGCGAGAAAGACGAAGGAGAUCCAGAUUCAGGGCCUUCUGUGAGCUGGAACCCCCAAAAGCAGCGGCUCACAUCAGAAGAGGAGGGAAAGAACAUUUUGCCAGAAAGGACCGAAAAUAACCUGUGAUCGCGCCUCAAACGGAUUUAGGAGCUUCUCCACUACCCGGGAGCAGCGUUAUGAUUCUUGUGCCGUCAUUUUAGUGGAAAUAUUUAUUAUUUUAAUUUCCAGCUCAAUCAGUCCCUUUCGGUUGUUUUGGUGCAGGAGGACGGAUUGGGUUUUAGAGACCCCGAAACACAAAUAGGAGCCUCUGGUUAUCAACAGAGUGUACAGCCAGACGCACUUAUAUUUCGGAAAUCUAGUAUGAAUUUUCUAAAGGAAAACCUUUAGAUCGUGUUUGCAUUUGCGUUCUUCAUGAAGGCGUCGUGGGAAACCCAGAAGACGAGCCCUUAUGCGCGCUAACGGGGACACCGCUUGGGCUUUAGACGGAUUUUGAUGACAUAGUUUCGGCUUUGAGAGCAUAACGAGGCGAAGGCCCAGGGGCUGUCACCAGCUUCGCGACCCUCCAGGUUCAACUCUGCUCGCGUAGACACACUGCAAGCUAACGGCUCCAGAUUCACUCUGCUCGCGCAGAUCAACACCACAAGCUAACGGCUAGGUUCUGGGAAAGGGGGCUGGGCUUCACUUUCAGUGCAUGUCCAUGGGACGAUAUCAAUGUCACCAUUCUUAAACACACGGCUUUCCUCCAGGGCCUGUCUCGGGAUUUAGGGUUCUUCCGCGCUCUCCUCGCCGAAUCCCUCUCCCCUUAGCUCGUCGGGGGCGCCGGUAAGAUGGGCUGCCUGGGGAACAGCAAAACCGAGGACCAGCGGAACGAGGAGAAGGCCCAGCGCGAGGCCAACAAGAAGAUCGAGAAGCAGCUGCAGAAAGACAAGCAGAUCUACAGGGCCACUCACCGGCUGCUCCUGCUCGGUGCUGGGGAGUCUGGAAAAAGCACCAUUGUCAAGCAGAUGCGCAUUCUACACGUCAAUGGCUUCAAUGCAGAAGAGAAGAAACAGAAGAUCCAGGACAUAAAGAAUAACAUUAAGGAGGCUAUAGAGACCAUAGUAACAGCCAUGAACUCUCUGGCUCCUCCAGUUCAACUGGCCAGUCCGCAGAACCAGUUCCGGAUCGACUACGUCCGCAACUUGGCCAAUCAGAAGGACUUUGAGUUUUCGUCUAUUUGUGGACUCUAUAAGAAAAAGGCUAAACAAGAGUUCUAUGAGCACACUAAGAGCUUAUGGCAGGACGGUGGUGUGAGGGCCUGCUUCGAGAGGUCCAACGAGUAUCAGCUGAUCGACUGUGCACAAUACUUCCUCGACCGCAUUGACAUCGUCAAGCAGAGUGACUACACCCCCACAGACCAGGACCUUUUGAGAUGCAGAGUUCUGACAUCUGGGAUUUUUGAGACAAGGUUCCAAGUGGACAAGGUCAAUUUCCAUAUGUUUGAUGUUGGAGGUCAGAGGGAUGAACGCAGGAAGUGGAUUCAGUGCUUCAAUGACGUGACGGCCAUCAUAUUUGUGGUGGCCAGUAGCAGUUACAACAUGGUAAUUCGGGAGGACAAUCAGACCAACCGCCUGCAGGAGGCGCUCAACCUCUUCAAGAACAUCUGGAACAACAGGUGGCUUCGGACCAUCUCAGUAAUUCUCUUCCUGAACAAACAGGACCUGUUGGCAGAAAAAGUUCUAGCAGGGAAAUCCAAAAUUGAGGACUACUUCCCUGAGUUUGCGCGCUACACCACGCCUGACGAUGCCACUCCAGAGUCGGGGGAGGACCCUCGCGUCACCAGGGCCAAGUACUUCAUCCGUGACGAGUUCCUGAGGAUCAGCACGGCGAGCGGAGAUGGCCGGCACUACUGCUACCCACACUUCACCUGCGCUGUGGACACCGAGAACAUCCGCCGCGUCUUCAAUGACUGCCGAGACAUCAUCCAGAGAAUGCACCUGCGGCAGUACGAACUCCUGUGAUUGGAGGAGAGAGGAUGACAGACUCCACCCCCUAUCCUUCCUCUCUCUGUCUCACACACACACACACACACGCUCUCCCGUUCCCGCUCCAGCCCAGCAUCCCCCUUCGCUGCCCUCCGCUGGUGACUGUGUCUCAGUUGAGACGACUGACUGCAAACAUGUCUAACCACAUACACACACACACACACACACACACACAUGCCUGAACAUGGCUAGGACUGCUAAACUCCCCCAGCACUCAGGACUGAGUCAACCAACACAUUGUCUCUCUCUCUCACACUCACACACACACACACACACA